Messenger RNA from Tinamus guttatus (white-throated tinamou), 2509 nucleotides. NCBI's taxonomy places the organism in Eukaryota, Metazoa, Chordata, Aves, Tinamiformes, Tinamidae. The record is from RefSeq and is a predicted model, not a curated record.
GGAAAGGAGUCUGUUAACGUCUGCAAGGUGCUCAACGCCACCACGCUCACGUGCCUGGCGCCCGCCCUCACCGCCGAGUACCGGCCCGGCCUGGAUGCCGUCGAGCGCCCGGACGAGUUCGGUUUCAUCUUCAACAACGUGCAGGCUCUGCUGGUUUACAACGACACCAAGUUCAUAUACUACCCAAACCCGACGUUUGAGCUCCUGAGCCCCACUGGCAUCCUGGAGCAGAAACCCGGCUCGCCCAUCAUCCUCAAGGGCAAAAACCUGUGCCCGCCGGCUCCAGGGGGAGCGAAGCUGAACUACACCGUGCUCAUCGGCGAGACGCCCUGCGCCGUCACCGUGUCGGAGACGCAGCUGCUGUGUGAGCCUCCCAACCUCAGCGGGCAGCACAAAGUGAUGGUGCGCGUCGGCGGCGUCCUCUUCUCGCCCGGCUCCGUGAGCAUCGUGUCGGACAGCCUGCUGACCCUGCCAGCCAUCGUGAGCAGCGCCGCCGGCGGCAGCCUGCUCCUCAUCAUCGUCAUCAUCGUGCUCAUCGCCUACAAGCGCAAGUCCCGCGAGAACGACCUCACCCUCAAGAGGCUGCAGAUGCAGAUGGACAACCUGGAGUCGCGGGUGGCCCUGGAGUGCAAGGAGGCUUUUGCAGAGCUGCAGACGGACAUCAAUGAAUUAACCAGCGACCUGGAUCGCUCGGGAAUCCCGUAUCUUGACUAUCGGACGUAUGCAAUGAGGGUGCUUUUCCCGGGCAUCGAGGACCAUCCUGUGCUGCGGGAGCUGGAGGUCCAAGGCAACGGGCAGCAACACGUGGAGAAAGCCUUGAAGCUCUUUGCGCAGCUGAUCAACAACAAAGUGUUCCGGCUGACGUUCAUCCGCACGCUGGAGCUGCAGCGCAGCUUCUCCAUGCGCGACCGCGGCAACGUGGCCUCCCUCAUCAUGACGGGCCUCCAGGGCAGGCUCGAGUACGCCACCGACGUGCUCAAGCAGCUGCUGUCCGACCUCAUCGAGAAGAACCUGGAGAACAAGAACCACCCCAAGCUGCUGCUGCGCAGGACCGAGUCAGUGGCCGAGAAGAUGCUCACCAACUGGUUUGCCUUUCUCCUCCACAAGUUCCUCAAGGAGUGUGCCGGAGAGCCCCUCUUCAUGCUCUACUGUGCCAUCAAGCAGCAGAUGGAGAAAGGCCCAAUUGAUGCCAUCACGGGGGAAGCGCGUUACUCCCUGAGUGAGGAUAAAUUGAUCCGGCAGCAAAUCGAGUACAAAACUCUGAUCCUCAACUGUGUGAACCCAGAUAAUGAGAACAGUCCAGAGAUCCCCGUGAAGGUGCUGAACUGUGAUACCAUCACUCAAGUCAAAGAGAAGAUCCUAGAUGCAGUAUACAAAAAUGUCCCGUAUUCUCAAAGACCGAGAGCUGUUGACAUGGACUUGGAGUGGCGCCAGGGCCGGAUCGCUCGCGUGGUGCUGCAGGAUGAAGACAUCACCACCAAGAUCGAAGGAGACUGGAAGCGCUUGAACACCUUGGUGCAUUAUCAGGUGUCGGACCGCUCGGUGGUGGCCCUGGUCCCCAAGCAGACGUCCUCCUACAACAUUCCUGCCUCCGCCAGCAUAUCCCGGACGUCCAUCAGCAGAUACGACUCCACGUUCCGGUACACGGGCAGCCCGGACAGCCUGCGCUCCCGCGCCCCCAUGAUCACCCCGGACCUGGAGAGCGGCGUCAAAGUCUGGCACUUGGUCAAAAACCAUGACCACGGGGACCAGAAGGAAGGGGACCGGGGCAGUAAGAUGGUGUCCGAGAUCUACCUGACGAGGUUACUAGCUACGAAGGGCACCCUGCAGAAGUUCGUGGACGACCUGUUUGAGACGCUGUUCAGCACGGUGCACCGGGGCAGCGCGCUGCCGCUCGCCAUCAAGUACAUGUUCGACUUCCUGGACGAGCAGGCCGAUAAGCACGGCAUCCACGACACGGACGUGCGGCACACCUGGAAGAGCAACUGCCUUCCUCUGCGCUUCUGGGUGAACGUCAUCAAGAACCCGCAGUUCGUGUUCGACAUCCACAAAGGCAGCAUCACGGACGCCUGCCUCUCGGUGGUGGCUCAGACCUUCAUGGACUCGUGCUCCACCUCGGAGCACCGCCUGGGCAAGGACUCCCCCUCCAACAAGCUGCUCUACGCCAAGGACAUCCCCAGCUACAAGAGCUGGGUGGAGAGGUAUUACGCAGACAUCGCCAAGCUCCCUGCCAUCAGCGACCAGGACAUGAACGCCUACCUCGCGGAGCAGUCGCGCCUGCACUCCGCCGAGUUCAACAUGCUGAGCGCACUCAACGAGAUCUACUCCUACGUGAGCAAGUACAGCGAAGAGCUCAUCGGGGCUUUGGAGCAGGAUGAACAGGCACGUAGGCAGCGUCUGGCAUACAAAGUAGAACAACUUAUUGGUGCCAUGUCUAUUGAGAGCUGAAGAAGGAUGGUGAUGCUCACGGAGAAGAGCAGCGCAUUGCAAGGACUCGGGAAUAAGGAGC